Molecule: messenger RNA, 1857 nt
Organism: Saprolegnia parasitica CBS 223.65
Lineage: Eukaryota; Oomycota; Saprolegniomycetes; Saprolegniales; Saprolegniaceae
Exons: 10
Coding region: 1-1857 (618 amino acids)
Biological process (GO): regulation of membrane potential; potassium ion transmembrane transport
Cellular component (GO): membrane
Molecular function (GO): voltage-gated potassium channel activity
Source: RefSeq, a predicted model, not a curated record
AUGAGUGUUCGUCAGCGCGACUCGACCGACAAGCGGGCGUCCGUCGUCGACAUCGCGGCGCUGCCCAUGAUCCCGAGUGACGGCGACAUGCUUCCGCCGCUCGAGAAGCAGCCGUCGAUGCGCGCGCUCCUCACGCCGCGCCACAUUGUGCGCGAGGCGAUGAGCGACAGGCCGGAUCUGUCGGUUGCCGCCGACGACGACAAGGACACGCCCGCCCACUGGAGCGUGAUCCUGCCCGACUCGCGCUUCCGGCGUCUGUGGGACCCACUGCAGCUCGUCCUGCUCAUGUACGCCUGUGUGUUUUCGCCGUACCUAACAUGCUUCCGGCUCGUGCCCCUCGAAGGCUACGUGGCCUACUACAACCUCACCGCCGCCGAUCUGCGCGCCAACGAGCAAUUCAUUCACACGCUUGAUGGCGUUGUCAACACCCUCUACGGCCUCGAUCUGCUCUUGAGUUUCCGCUUUGCCUUUGUCGAUGCCAAGUCGGGCAACAUCGUCAAGCGGCCCGAGCGCAUCGCGGCGCACUACGUGCACGGGUGGUUUGUGUUUGAUUUGCUCGUGACGAUCCCGUGGGACCAAGUCGUCGGCGUCUCCACGGCCAAGGACGCCAUCAUCCUCGAGCUCAUUCGCAUCUUUCGCCUCGCGCGCCUCACCAAGAUCCUGCGCCUCAUCAAGGUACGCACGUCGGUGUCGAUAUACACUCUUAUGGCGGCGCAGUAUGGACAGAUUGUCGAGUUCCUUGAAGACCAGACGCCCAUGAGCCGCAACAUGGUCGUCACCCUCGAGCUCCUCUCGACGAUCUGCCUCGUCGCCCACUACACAGCCUGCGGCUUUUACAUGGCGGCGCGGCUCAACGCAACGUACAUUGAGAACUCGUGGCUCGCGACGCUCAACCUGCUGAACGCGUCGCCGUUCGACUUGUACAUCGUGUCGCUGUACUGGGCCUUUACGCUCAUGACCACGGUCGGCUUUGGCGACAUCUACCCCGUCACCACGCAAGAACGCGUGUUUACGAUCGGCGCCAUGGUCAUCUCGGCGGGCACGUACGCCUACGUCAUUGCCUCCAUGUCCUCGAUCGUUGCGUCCAUGAACGUGACGCAGUCGCGCUACUACGAGCGCCUCAACGAGGUCAACGCGUACAUGAAGGCGCGGGACCUCCCCGCGUCGCUCCAAUUGCGCACCCGCAAGUAUUAUCGGUACUUUUUACAGCGCAAGACGGUCUACAACGAAGCAAGCAUCCUCGAGGACCUACCGACCAACCUCAAAAGCGAGGUCACCGAGCACUACAUCAAGGUGACGAUCCGAGACGUCGCCUUCUUCCACGACCUCCCCCAUGGUUUUACGACCGAGAUUGCAAUGCAUCUCAAGCCGACGUUCUUCCCGCCCAACUCGCUUGUUCUCAGCAUGGGCGACGCUGCGGGCGAGAUGUUUAUCGUCUCCAAAGGGAUCCUGCACGUGGCCUUGCUCCACCCAGAGACGCAGCAAGAGUUUGGGAUCGCGUACCUCUACGACGGCGACCACUUUGGCGAAAUGGCGCUGCUCCUCGAAGAGCAGGCGAAGAAGCGGUCGGCCAACAUUCGAUCCAAAACCUACUGCGAGCUCCACGGCCUCGAGUACACGAGCCUCCAGCUCGGGCUCUCGCGGUACCCGACGGUGCUCGACAAGCUCAUGGGCAUGGCCGUGUCGCGCCAGAUCCUCCUCAACAACCUCCAGAAGACCAAGGUGGCCAACAUGGUCUUCGCCAUGCAGAAAAAAGUCUCGGACCGCAAGUUUCAGCGCAUGGCGGCCGAGACGCAGAGCCGCCUGGUGGGCAAGGUCUUCUCGCGAGUCUCGCGCGCGUCCAAGGGUUGCUACUAG